This is a messenger RNA of Centruroides sculpturatus (bark scorpion), 1319 nucleotides long. Its product is annotated as AP-3 complex subunit sigma-2-like. The record is from RefSeq and is a predicted model, not a curated record. Gene Ontology annotation, cellular component: membrane coat; intracellular membrane-bounded organelle; AP-3 adaptor complex. Gene Ontology annotation, biological process: intracellular protein transport; Golgi to vacuole transport. Bases 135 to 707 code for a protein of 190 amino acids. The transcript is spliced from 6 exons. NCBI's taxonomy places the organism in Eukaryota, Metazoa, Arthropoda, Arachnida, Scorpiones, Buthidae.
GGAACGUUUCCGGUUGAUUCUGCAAAGAGCUUCGGUAUAGGUUGGUCAUGUGCUAGCUACGGUAAAACGAAGAUAAUGUUCGGUUAUAUCAAACUAAAUUUUAUGUAAUAAUUAAUUUUUAUUAAACGUACAUCAUGAUCAAGGCAAUUCUAAUAUUUAACAACAGCGGAAAGCCUCGGCUUACUAAAUUUUAUCAACAUUAUCCAGAAGAAGCACAACAAAAAAUUUUGAUUGAAACAUUUCAACUUGUAUCACAGAGAGAUGAUGAUGUUUGCAACUUUCUAGAAGGUGGAAGUUUAAUAGGAGGAUCAGAUUAUAAGUUAAUUUACAGACAUUAUGCCACUUUAUACUUUGUAUUUUGUGUUGAUUCAUCAGAAAGUGAAUUGGGUAUUCUAGAUAUUAUUCAAGUUUUUGUAGAAACCCUUGAUAAGUGCUUUGAAAACGUUUGUGAAUUGGAUAUUAUAUUUCAUAUAGAUAAGGUUCAUUACAUACUUAAUGAAUUUGUAAUGGGAGGCCUUGUGUUGGAUACCAAUAUGAAUGAAAUAAUAACUCACUAUCAAGAACAAAAGAAAUUGGAAGGGAAAGAAAAAGGUCUUGCUGGUGUUCCUUCAAGAGCCCUUUCUGCUGUCAAACAAAUCAACCUUCCAGAUCAAGUUAAGGAUAUAAAGUUGCCACAUCUUCCACAUUCUGGCUUACAGAAAUUGUAGGCCUCAAAUGUAAUUAUUAUUUCACUAAAUAAAUUCAAUGUAAUUAUUAAAUGAUAUAAAUAUACAAUGCUAAGCUAUGUAGAUAUUGCUAUAAUGUAUUCUGAAUUGUAAAAAAAAUCAAAAAUUUGCUGAUUGGGCAUAUCCUCUGCUAAUUCAGUUAAUUUUUUUUAUGGUAAUUUAGAAAUUUUUCAAUUAAUUAACUAAAUAUAUUAGAUCACUUUUCUUCAGAAAUAUAUUGUAGAUGUAAACAUUAAUCAUGAUAAAAUAAUUUAAAUUCCUUAUAUUUUUAUUAAAAUUUUCAAAUACCAAAUUGAAAAACAAUUUCUCCUAGUAAAGAUAAUUAUGCAGUUUACCAAGAGAAUGAAAAUUGAAUAUAAACUGAAAUGUUUAGAAAAUUUAUGAAUCUUAAAUUUUUAGAAAAUUACAAUAUAAAUUUGAAAAUUUUAGUAAAAAAUAAAUCUUUUUAAUGUAUUUUUUGUAUUGAUAAUUUUAUAAUAAUUAAAUAAUCUUAACACAUAUCUUUCUUAUGAAUAAUCUAAGUUGCACAUAUCAAAAAUUACAGAUUUUUGUAACUUUAGUAAAUAAAUAUAAUGCUAAAAGUACUGAUAAAUA